This is a messenger RNA of Xylona heveae TC161, 1743 nucleotides long. Its product is annotated as pseudouridine synthase. Gene Ontology annotation, biological process: mRNA pseudouridine synthesis; tRNA pseudouridine synthesis. The transcript is spliced from 2 exons. Gene Ontology annotation, molecular function: RNA binding; pseudouridine synthase activity. Gene Ontology annotation, cellular component: cytoplasm; nucleus. NCBI's taxonomy places the organism in Eukaryota, Fungi, Ascomycota, Xylonomycetes, Xylonales, Xylonaceae. The record is from RefSeq and is a predicted model, not a curated record. The coding region runs from base 1 to 1743 and encodes 580 amino acids.
AUGGCGACUCCUCAAAUGGACUAUUCGAAGUGGACGCAGGAGAAUUUGAUCAAGCGUGUCACUGAGCUAGAGCAGCAGUUGCGCGUCCAGGCAAUCAAAAUCGAGAAAUCAGCCCUCCCGGCCCCUCCGCCGCGAAAGAAAGCUCGCGCGCAUCGUGAAUUCGACCCUUCGAAAUACUCGACCCGUCUUAUUGCGCUCAAGUUUGCAUACCUUGGGCAGCGGUAUAAUGGAUUUGAACACCACGCGAACAAUGAUACUCCUCUUCCGACUAUUGAAGAAGAGCUGUGGAAAGCAUUGACCAAGGCGCGUCUGAUUUUUCCCACGAACACAUCUUCUACGAAGCCAGGCGAGGUCAGCUGGGAGGGAUGCGAGUAUUCAAAAUGCGGUAGAACAGACAAAGGCGUCAGUGCUUUUGGUCAGGUCAUUGGUAUCAGAGUCAGGAGUAACCGCCCAUUGAGCCGGCCGAAACCAACAGAGGACGAGCCGAUGCAGGACGCCGAAGGAUCAACAACCACGGAGGAGCCUGCCAAGGACGACACGCCUCCUUUUGACCCGAUUAAUGAUGAGCUUCCCUACGCUCAAGUCUUGAACCGCCUCCUCCCGGAAGAUAUCCGUAUCUUGGCAUGGUGUCCGUCGCCUCCGCCUGACUUCUCUGCCCGGUUUAGCUGCAGAGAACGCCGGUAUAGAUAUUUCUUCACUCAGCCGGCUUUCUCCCCCAUCCCUGGCGCUAAUGGUGUGUCUACUACGAGCGAUAGAACACCCCGCCGGGACGGCUGGUUAGACAUUGAAGCAAUGCGCGAAGGGGCUCGUCACUUUAUGGGGCUUCAUGAUUUUAGAAAUUUCUGCAAGGUGGAUCCCAGCAAGCAAAUCACCAAUUUUCAGAGGCGCAUCGCCUUUGCCGAUAUUGAGGAAAUCAACCCGGCCAAUGGACCUGUCGGAUACGUAGGCCAUCCUGCAUUUGGGCCUUCGAACAGUGCCAGUCAGAAUUUUCAGACUUCGACUGAGUCGAGUGCCUCCUCGUCUGUCUCAACACCGCGUGUGUAUACAUUUACUAUUCACGGUUCUGCUUUCUUAUGGCAUCAGGUCCGCCACAUGACUGCUAUUCUAUUUCUCAUUGGACAAGGUCUCGAAUCUCCGUCGAUCAUUCCGAAGCUGCUUGAUAUCGAGCAGACUCCCACCAAGCCAAUGUAUGAAAUGGCUUCCGAUGCCCCUCUCGUGCUUUGGGACUGCGUGUUCCCAGAGGCGGACGGUGAAGGGGAUUCGCAGACCCCAAGCCAUAAUGGCGCUCAAGAUGCGCUCACGUGGAUUUACACUGGCGACACGCGCGGCACUGAGAACGGCAAAUCACUAGGCCCGAAUCGUUCCAGUGAUGGAAAGUUCGGUCUCGGAGGUGUUGUUGAUGAUAUGUGGCGAGUAUGGCGCCGCCGAAAGAUUGAUGAGGUGCUUGCUGGCACCCUGCUAGACGUGAUGGUCACUCAGGGGAAUACGGGCAUCAACAGACAGGUUGGUGAUGAGACGGUUUCCAGCACUUCCGCUGCCGUUGCAAGCAACAAGCCUAAGAGCCAGAGAGUGUUCGAUGGCGGCAAUUCCGCCGUGCUAAAAGGCGUAUAUGUUCCUGUUAUGCAAAAGCCUCGUCAGGAGCCAGUGGAUGUCAUCAAUGCAAGGUAUGCAGCUCGCAAAGGGCUCAAUACAAGUAUCAAGGAGCAAUUGCGCUCAGAGGCGGAAGACGACGUCAACGAGUAG